Rhopalosiphum maidis (corn leaf aphid) is the source of this 1886-nucleotide messenger RNA. RefSeq names its product BTB/POZ domain-containing protein 17 (gene Tango10). The record is from RefSeq and is a predicted model, not a curated record. NCBI's taxonomy places the organism in Eukaryota, Metazoa, Arthropoda, Insecta, Hemiptera, Aphididae. The transcript is spliced from 9 exons. Gene Ontology annotation, molecular function: protein binding. The coding region runs from base 126 to 1715 and encodes 529 amino acids.
ACUAUCAAAAUUUUACUUUAUUAAUUAUUAUGAAUGAUUUAUUUACUUAAAUAACAAAUAUGAUUAUUUAAUUUAAAAAAAAUUCUUAUUCCUACAAACGCAUUUAAUAAUUUUAUUGAUUGGGAAUGAAGCGACGAAGAAUGUCUGCUGAAUGUGAAAUGGAUCAUUCAUAUGCAAUGCCUAAUGUUAAUGAUAAUUCAAAUGCUCUAUUGAAAAAAAUUCAACAUGUCUAUGCCAAUAAACUAUUAAAUGAUAUUACCCUCGUUGUGGGUGGAAUAUCGUAUCCAGCUCAUCGCUUCAUGUUAUGUAUAUCCAGUGAUGUGUUUGAGACCAUGUUGAUGAACUCAACAUGGAGUGACUCACAUCAAGAAGUUAUUGAGCUACAAGAAGUGCCUCAGUGUAUCGAAGUAUUUCCAGUUUUUCUCCAAUAUUUUUAUACAGGUGUAAUAACGCUCGAACAAUCUAAUAUUAUGCCAAUGCUAGUGUUGGCUGAUAAGUAUAAUGUCAAGGAUCUUACAACACUAUGUGUUGAAUAUAUGUGUGAACAUAUAGCUGAUGCUGCUGACCAGGGUCAAUUAGUAACUUGGUUUCAAUAUGUGUUGUCAUUAAACCAACCAACUACAAUCAAUGCUUUAUAUUAUUGUAAAAUUUGGCAAGAUACUGAGUGUAUGGACAUUAAGCCACCAUGGAAUAAAUUACUCAAAGCUUGCAGAAAUUAUAUCAAAUGGAAUCUUGAUUCUUGUACAAAAUGUUUCAAUACAUUUCAAUGCGAUAUUCUUGUUGGGCUAUUGAAACAGUCUGAUCUUGUGGUACAUGAUGAAAUGCAGUUGUUUGGGUGUGUUGCAUCUUGGUUAAACUACCAGUCGGCAGAAAAACUACUUGAAUGUAAUGAUUCAGAUAUAAUUGAAGAUUACAUGAGUUCCUUAACAGAACAUGUUAUGUCAUAUAUUAGAUAUCCAAUGAUUCUUCCAAGACAGAUGGCCCAAUUAUUAAUGGUACCUGUUGUCAAACAGAAUAAAGACUUUUUUGUUGAUAAAAUGGCUGCAGCCAUGGAAUACAAUUUGAUUAAAAUGGAAAAACAGUCAGAUACUGAACAUGUAUUAGAAUGUACCCCAAGAUUGUACACUUGUGAACGAUGGGGAAAUUCUUUUAGAGUACGCACAAAAGCUAUCCAAAACUACCAAUCUAUAAAGCGAGAAAUUGUAACCUGUAGCAGUCUUUUUGACCGAGAACGAGAACUUAAUGAAGAAUCUAAUUGGGAAAUUGAAAUGUACUUGAAAGGUAUAUGUUUUGGCAAGGGAAUGUUGGUGUCUUGGCGUGGUCCGAUUGAAAUACCAGAAGUAAUAAUCAAAACUGUGCGUGCAACAAUUAAAAUGAAAUUACGACCGGAAAAUAUUGGAAAAGUUGCUCGUCAUGUUCGUGUCGCCAUUCUGGUAUACGCCGUUCAGAAUAAAAUUAUUCAUGUUGUGACUGUUGUACAAAAGGUUGUGUUGUUUGAUAAUAAUCAAAAUCUGAUAACUAUUGAUGAUUUGAUGGUGUAUGAUGCAGUGAACCAACCGACAACCAAUGAAGACUUAAUCCACAUAAAUGAUACUAAUGUUUCAUACUUUAUGUCUGACAGGAUUCCAUUAAAAUUCCAUGUUAUAAUUACUCCUAUUAUUCCUGGUUUGACUGAUACUCACGUUGGAACUAGAAUACAACAUGUGCACUUUUAAGUGAUUAUAAGACAAAGGAAUUGUAAUUUAAUGUAUAAAAGUUUUGUCUUUGUUUUAAAUGUUUCUGUGAUAAUGUUCUUUACCUAAUAUUGGUGAUAUUUUAUUUUGAUUAUGUAAAGGAUUCUGUUUUGUUUUUUGAACUAUUAAAAGUUAUGAUAGUUUAUUGAUAAA